CGACGAUCACACAAAAGCCCCACAGUAGCUCAGCAGCCUCGGUUAGUUCUGCAGGACCUUCAGUCUGUCUGCACUGUCCCAGUCUCGCACUAAAAGGAGCCGCACACAUAAACAGAAGACAACAUGGGCGUGGAAGGCUGCACGAAAUGCAUCAAAUACAUGCUCUUCUUCUUCAACUUCAUCUUCUGGUUGGCCGGAUGUGUAAUCCUGGGUGUGUCUCUUUGGCUCCGUCAUGAUGCAAAGACCAGCACCCUCUUGACCCUGAAGUAUGAAGAGACAGAGGCACCCAGCACCUUCUAUAUCAGUGUCUACAUCCUGAUAGCAGUUGGUGCUGUGAUGAUGUUUGUUGGGUUCCUCGGUUGCUAUGGUGCCAUCCAGGAAUCUCAGUGCCUGCUCGGAACUUUCUUCGCUUGCCUGGUCAUCCUGUUCGCCUGUGAGGUUGCUGCUGGUAUCUGGGGAUUUAUCCACAAAGACAAGAUUUCUAGAGAACUGAUCAGCUUCUACGACUCUGUGUAUGACAAAGGUGCUGUAGGGACUCUCAAUGAGGAGAAGAAGCAGGCUACAGAUGCUGUGCUGAAGGUCUUCCAUGAAACUCUACAAUGCUGUGGCAAGGAUGGAAGCACCGCACUUUUGACUAGCUGGAUGACCAGUCUAUGCCCUAAAAAGGAUCAUCUUCUGGAUUUUCAUCCUAACUGUCACACCCAAAUCAAAACACUCUUCAAUGAGAAGAUCUACCUGAUUGGCAUCGCUGCCUUGGUUGUUGCUGUCAUCAUGAUCUUUGAGAUGAUCUUCAGCAUGGUGCUCUGCUGCGGAAUCCGAAACAGCCCUGUGUAUUGAAAGCGCGUGGGGCAGAAGGGGCGGUGGGGGUGUGGCGUCUGAAGACACCAGCCAAUGAAGUGAAGGGAAGCUAUACUCCUGAUUUAAUUUUGUAUCUACCAUAAUUUUCCUAAUGUAGUCAGUUUGUUUUAUGGAACAAAUAUGAUUUUAUUUCCCUAGUGUGUUUUGUUGCUAUGAUACCGUGAUCCAGAUUAUAAAUGUCCCCAUCUGCAGUUGUGUAGGCUGUGUUCUCUCAUUGCCAGCUACUUAAUGGCAACCUUGACCACGUACACAAUGGCAGAUGGUGACAGUCAGUAAUUGCAUGCACACACACACACAUACAUAUAUAUAUAUAUAUAUAUAUAUAUAUAUAUAUAUAUAUAUAUAUAUAUAUAUAUAUAUAUAUAUAUACACACACGUGCACCCACACUAUUAUAAACUCAUUGGAUAUGUAAAUCCUAUCCUGAUUUCUGUAGUCUUCCUGUAUUAACAGUUAGGUGUAUUACUAUUGCAGUUUCUUUUAUUCUUUUCAUAUGUAUAUGUAAAAAAAAAAAAAAACUGUAUAUAUUUGCAGCCCUAUAUGACUUUCCAGCAUGGAUAUUGUACUAAAGAGACCUCCUUUUCCAAAUAUACGCUUGUCUGUUUGAAGUCUAUCACUGAGAACCAGUGUUAGCAAGAAAAAGAGAAAGAAGGUCAGAACAUGAAACAUACUGGAAAUGAAAAUGUCUUGCUCGUACCUUGGUGUUAGCCUCAGUACUUAAUGCAGUGUAGCCUUGGCUUCCUCUGGGCCAUCUGAUAUGGGCCAGCCACCUGCCAGCCCCAUAGCCAUUGCAAGCAUGCCCAUGUUCUGAGAUCUUCACUAAUGAAUGGAGUCUUUUAGAUGAAAGGAAGUCUUUACAUGUCCUCUAAUGCUCCCUUACCGAUAUUUCCCUGCAUGCUCUUCACAGAGGGUGGUUGGAAACCUGCAGAAUCCCAUGCUUAGCUUUCCCCUGCCUUCUGAACGCAGGCCAUCCCCACGCUCUGACUAACCCAAGCCAUAGCAAGGUCUUAUACACACCUCCCAGCCUUAUUGACCGAAUGUUCUAACCCGUAAAAAACUCAAGACUGCAUAUUUAGAAUGUCCUGUUGAUUCCUAGUGGAAUUUCCUACUCGUAUAUCGUACACUAUCUUCUCUAGCCAUUCGCUGGAAUGCUAUGCUUUAGAAAAAAAAUGAAAGGUGAUAGUUUUUUUUUAUUAUUAUGUUUUUUUGUUUUUGUUUUGUUUUUUUGUUUUCUUUUUUUUCAAAAUCCUGAUAAUGAUGCUUCUUUACCAAAUCUAAUGCUAGGAGUUGCUUGACAAUGUAAUGUCAUAGCUGUAAUGUGUCACAAAUCACUCUACUGAGAAUACUGUAAGGCUCUGAUGUGUGAGUGUGCGUAUGAUGUGUUGACAGUAGAGUCCUUUGGAAAUGGUCUAGUGGUUGGUGACCACUGCUGUAGUUCAUUCAGGAUCGGAAGAUGUUUUGACGAGCUCUGACUCAAAACCUCACUGCCACUCCUGGUGGCGGCAGCUGCUGUAAUACCUCUGCUGUCCACUAGGUGUCACCCAAAUGACAUUUAUUGGCUUAGUUUCCCAAGAGCAUGAUAGCAUCAACACUAUAAAAGCCACUUUUGUUAGCUGGUGAUCUUAACUCUUCGUUGUUUUUGGGAAACUCUUCCAGUAUCACUUUGGGGAAAAUGCACCUAAAUGGUAUUCACUAUUUGAUGAUCAUGCACUCAGUUGACAAUUCAAUUGACCACAUCUCACUUAAACCAACACAUGCACACACCACACAUUUUGUGUUUUCCUAAAUGCAAUCUGCAACCUCUGUCUUGUUAACACAUAAUGCCUAUGCUGAUAUGCUGAAAAGUGUCUUGUAAUAUGUACAGCUAUAUAUUAUUGUACUAAUGACUAUGUAAAGGCAAUGUAUGCCUUUUAUUGUGAUAUCUUUUUUUUUUCCUGGUACUUUGUCAAAAUAAGAGAAAGGAUGAGCAGAGAUUUCAGUUAAAGCGUGCCAGUCUUUUUGGAUCCCCAGUAACAGUUGUGAAUUACAUGAACUGAAACUAUGGAUUCAUAAUGCUCUUUUGCAUUUAAAGACCUUGCUUUUCUAUUCAGCAGGACCCAACCUGACAACUCUUACUCAAAUCUCUGCUCUGACUCACCAGUUAUAGUUUUUGGUUCGGUUUUGUUGCCCAAAUACUUAGGGAUUAAAUGUAUUUUACAAAUAA
This is a messenger RNA of Colossoma macropomum (tambaqui), 3059 nucleotides long. It is a transcript of the gene cd81a, whose product is annotated as CD81 molecule a. NCBI's taxonomy places the organism in Eukaryota, Metazoa, Chordata, Actinopteri, Characiformes, Serrasalmidae. Gene Ontology annotation, cellular component: membrane. The transcript has 8 exons. The coding region runs from base 124 to 837 and encodes 237 amino acids. The record is from RefSeq and is a predicted model, not a curated record.